Messenger RNA from Asparagus officinalis (garden asparagus), 1800 nucleotides. RefSeq lists its product as uncharacterized. The record is from RefSeq and is a predicted model, not a curated record. Bases 1 to 1800 code for a protein of 599 amino acids. Lineage: Eukaryota; Viridiplantae; Streptophyta; Magnoliopsida; Asparagales; Asparagaceae. The transcript is spliced from 7 exons.
AUGGUUUUAUUAAGGAUUAUACAAUUUGGGUAUAUCACGGAGAAAUCGUACGUAGCUCCUAAUAUUGCCGAUAAUGAAGAAGAAGACAAUGAAGAAAAUUUAUUUCCAGAAGAGGAGAUGGAGGAAAUGAUAGAAGUUGCUUUUGGUGACUCCAAUCUUGCUGAAGAUGAUCAUCCUUCCGGACAAGAACAUGUAGAUGAGUAUGAGAAGUACAUGAAAGAUGCCAAAAGACCAAUUUAUGAGAAUGCAAAAUAUUCCACACUAUCAUGGUUCGUUCAACUUUUCCAGAUUAAAUGCCUAAAUAAAUGGAGCAACAAGUCAUUUACGAUGCUUCUAAAAUUCCUGAAAGAUUCUAUGCCUCUGGGGAACAAUGUGCCUCAGAGCUGGUAUGAAGCUAAAAGGAUAAUGUCAGAUCUGGGUUUGAAUUGUGAGAAGAUUCAUGCAUGUCCUAAUGAUUGUGUACUGUUCUGGAAAGAAAAUUCUAAACUGAAAGAGUGCCCUAACUGUGGAGUUUCUAGAUAUAAGAAGAAAGCACAUGCUAACAAGAAUGACAUACCAGUCAAGGUGGUACGAUACUUUCCUGUGACACAGAGGCUGCAGAGGCUCUACAGGUGUAAGAAGACAGCGGUGGCAAUGACUUGGCAUGACCGUGCUAUUCCAAGUGAACAUGAGACAUAUGAUACAGACAAAGGGGAAACAUUCACAAUGCGUGCAGCCUUAAUGUGGACAAUUAAUGACUUUCCUGCAUAUGGAAUGCUAUCAGGUUAUUCUGUACACGGUUAUAAAACAUGUCCUUACUGCCAUGCCGAUACAUCAUCGACAUGGUUGCCCUUUAGCAAAAAAAUCUGUUAUUGCGGUCAUCGACGUAUGUUGGAAGAAGAUCAUCCUUAUAGGGAUGAUGCUGUUCACUUUGAUGGUACUACAGAGCAUAGAAAGGCUCCAGUCCCCCUAUCCGGAAAGGACAUACUUGCUCAGUGGAAUGUUUACGGAAAUAUAACUUUUGGAAAAGUAAAGGAAAGACAGGAAAGACCACAAGGAUGGAACAAAAAAAAUGGAAAAUCAAAAGACAACCUCCAAGCUCGGAGAGAUUUGCAUCACUUCAACAUUAGAAAAGAAUUGCAUCCUGUACCUAAAGCUGGCUUUUCAGGAUCAUUUAAUAAGAAGAUAAAGACUGUGAAAGGCAAGAUCGAUGGCUUGAAGAGUCAUGAUCACCAUGUUAUUAUGCAACACCUUCUCCCACUAUCCCUAAGGACUUCUCUUCCAGAAUCCGUUGGUUUAGUGAUCAAUGAACUUUGCACCUUCUUUAGAGAAUUGUGUGCUAAAAAUGUCGAUGACAAGGAGCUAGAAAAGCUAGAGAAAGCGAUACCUUUGAUAUUGUGCAAGCUUGAGAGGAUUUUUCCACCGUCGUUCUUUGAUAUCAUAAUCCACUUGAUUGUUCAUCUUGCAAAAGAGGCUAGACUUGUAGGACCGGUACAAUAUAGGUGGAUGUAUCCUAUAGAAAAGUACCUUUUGACUCUAAAAAAUUAUAUACGAAAUAGAAAUCGGCCAGAGGGUUCUAUUAUGGAAGAGACAAAGCUCAAUAGACCUGUGAGUAUUCAUGACGGAACAUAUGGCAAACUAACUUACACGACAAUGGGACUCACAUUUAUUAAUGAUAUACAUCGAUUUAUCAUCCUCAAUAGCAUAUGCCUCGAGGAAGUUAGAGAAAUUCACAAGGAUGAAUUACGUGAAGAGCAUCCUAAUUGGAAUGUUGAACGAUUGGAAAAACAUCAUCAUGAUAAUUUUGUAGCUGGUUUAUAA